Pestalotiopsis fici W106-1 is the source of this 945-nucleotide messenger RNA. RefSeq lists its product as uncharacterized. The coding region runs from base 1 to 945 and encodes 314 amino acids. The transcript has a single exon. The record is from RefSeq and is a predicted model, not a curated record. NCBI's taxonomy places the organism in Eukaryota, Fungi, Ascomycota, Sordariomycetes, Amphisphaeriales, Sporocadaceae.
AUGAGGAUGCUGUCAAGAAUCGGCCUGCGGUCGAUACCGGCCUCACGGCUCGUGAGACCGCGCUCAGCAUACACAACCCCGAUUCACAACUUGCGACUCUGCAAGCCAACAGCACCCCAACAAGCCCAGCAGCAGGUCAGGGCGUUUCACUAUGACCCACACGCCGUUGUUUUCAAGCUGCCGCUCAAGACACGGCUCAAGUACAUGGCCUAUGGCGCCUUGUCGCUCCUGGCUCUCGGUGGUGGCAUCAUCAGCUGGCGUCUACGAGGGCUAUACGGCCAGCGCGAUGCGUUGCAGGACGAUCUCAAGUCGGCGCUCCACGAGCUCAAGGCGUUUUCAGACGACUUUGUGACGGGUUUCGAACAGGCGCGCGCCGAGGGCGACCACCGCCGACUGGGCCGUCUGACCUUUGACCUGCUUCGCCACAUGAAUUUGAACCGCGCCACUGGCCGGCUGCUCGAAGGCUUUGUCGAUUUUGGCGAGCUGCCGGGCCUGCCGUACGACAACCCGCGCAGUGGCCACGAGCUGGUGCCCCGGGAGGACACGACGGUCCUGCUCGAGCAGGAUGAUGAUGGCCGCAUCGGCGCCUGCUUCGUCGGCGUCAACCUCGAGCUGAGCGACGUCUACCGCGGCCUGGCGGACCCCAAGCCCGAGCCCGAGUCGGACAAGCUCCUGGAGCUGUUCUCACGGGUCGGCGAUCAGAUCCGUACCUGGCGGAGGCAGGACCGCCUGUUUGAGGACGAGGAGGGCGAGCUGGAUCUUGUCAUCAUUUUCCACUUCCGGGACUGGUCGUGGGCGUUCGAGUACGGCGACGGCCACUGGAACUCUCUCAGCGGGCCCGGCAACAUCUUGGCCACCUCAAGCACGGUUUCGAAAGCAGAGGAGGUACUGGAAGCCAUGGCAGGCGAGAACAGGGGCAUCUUUGGCAGGGGCUCGCGGCCUUGA